CGCGCAAGCAUUGUUGACACUGCGCGUGCUACAACCAUCCAUGUGCGGCCGGGCGUCACUCGGACACUGCGUGGUAAGAGAUGUAACAGCGACGAGAGAAUGGUAAGUGCUGCUGCGAUCUCCUUGUUCCUCGCUCCGGCAAAAUGUCUAUCGUUUCAUUGUCAACGGGAGAGCCCACGUGUACGCUCGAAGACCUCAAGGCAAUCGCCGGGGCGAACAACUUUGCCAUCAAGCCGGGUAGUACCAACGAGACUGCCUUCCUUCUGUUCGCUAACGCCUUCGAUGCGACAUGUGAGGCGGUCAGCAGUCUGCCGGAGUACUCAGAGCCGCGCCUUCAACCUCAAGCGGUUGAGGGUGGCGAGCGUAAGUACUACAAACCAGAUCAAGCCGAGAAUCCUCUGAACGCCUGGGCUCAUAAGACGACACUCCGGCUGCCAAAUGUGAAAGGACCGCUAAGUGGCCGUACCAUCGCCGUCAAGGACAAUGUGAGCGUGGCUGGUCUGCCAAUAGGCCUGGGCUGCUCGCCUAAGCUGCUCAAGGAUGGAAAACAUCCAACCUCCCCUAUUGAUGCCACAGUCGUGUCUCGCAUACUCGCCGCCGGUGGGACAGUCAAGGGAACAGCGACCUGCGAGAACCUAUCUAUGUUCGCGUUAAGUUACACAUCCGACUCAGGCGUCGUACACAAUGCAUGGUUGCCAGAGUAUGCAACAGGCGGCUCAAGCAGCGGCUGUGGCGCUCUGGUAAGUAUUGCGGAUGUAGAGCAAGCUAGGAAAGAUGGCAAAGAUGCCAGAGGCUAUCCGCUUGGCGAAGGCGUGGACCUUGCCGUUGGCGGCGAUCAAGGAGGCUCCAUUCGACUCCCUGCUUCCUACUCUGGCAUAUACGGUCUAAAACCAACGCACGGCUUGGUACCUUAUACGGGCAUCGCCGCUCUGAACCCGCUGAUCGACCAUACCGGACCAAUGACGCGGACGGUCGAAGACGCAGCGCUGUUAUUGACUGUCAUGGCGGGUUGGGAUGGCAUAGAUCCACGCUGUAGUCCUGAAACACCCAUGCCCAGCGCGGUACCGGACUAUUUGCACGAUCUGCAAUCAUGGAUCACCACCAAGGAGAAAGCUGGUGAGUGGACGCCACAAGCAGCGGCAAAGGGUUUAAGGAUAGGUAUUCUCAAGGAAGCCUUCGAGGUCUUUGGGCUUGAUCCAGCUGUCAGCGAGGCGGUCAAGAAGGCCGCAGAACGCUUCUCGUCUCUAGGUGCCGAAGUCAAGGAGGUGUCAAUACCAAUUCACAAGCACGCCGCUUCUAUCUGGACGAUCGCGGCGCGGCCGAUGAUGCCACACAACGUUAACGGCAACCCACCUGACCUUCUAUCAUAUACUAUGCCCUACCUACAACCCAACCCAGUCGAUCAGACAUACUUCGACACGCUAGCGAACCGCAAUCCAGCGGCGGUCAAUGUACUGAUGAACGCAGCACACAUGCAACACAAGUACGGUCCGGCUCUGGCUCGCAAGGCGCACAUGCAUGUAUGGGAGCUUAGGGCCGCAUAUGAUAAGGCCUUUGAGGAUGUCGAUGUGCUACUAACGCCCGUCAAUCCUACAGUAGGCCCUAGACAUCCAUCGGGCAGCGUGAAGUCAGAGCAGAAUCCUGACGGCGUCAGCCAGAGGCUUAUGGAUCUAUUCGAGCCCGCAAUCGGUAACACCCUCAAUACAUGUGGCUUCAAUGUGACCGGCCAUCCAGCUAUGAGUAUGCCUGUCGGCUGGGGCAAGGUGAAAGAUGGCGAAGGACGACUGCCAAUUGGCAUGCAAGUAGUGGCGAAGAGGUGGAACGAGGCGAGUCUAUUCAGAGCAGCGAGAUCGUGGGAGGUCGGUGGGAGGUGGAUGGACUCAUAGGGACGGAUCUCCUAAAGGUAAUAAACGCAGCUAAUAUUACCAACGUCCACUACUAGUCUUUGCACAGCGCUAACAUGGCCCUCCACCGGCUUGCAAGCUUCGUUCCAACCACCUUAUCAAAGCUUUCGUACCUCGCACCGCGCCCGUAGUUUGCAAUAGUGUACACUGGACCCAGUUCAUCGCCACUUAGUCGUUGCAUAGGCUCCCAAUCCAGUUGCCCAUGGCAGAACU
This is a messenger RNA of Baudoinia panamericana UAMH 10762, 2117 nucleotides long. RefSeq lists its product as uncharacterized. Gene Ontology annotation, molecular function: catalytic activity. The transcript is spliced from 3 exons. The record is from RefSeq and is a predicted model, not a curated record. Bases 144 to 1886 code for a protein of 580 amino acids. NCBI's taxonomy places the organism in Eukaryota, Fungi, Ascomycota, Dothideomycetes, Mycosphaerellales, Teratosphaeriaceae.